AUGGCGCUGACAAAUGCCACCAUCAUCGGUACGGCUGGUUCCGGCAACACAGCCAUCACCAAAACAUACCACCACCAUGCCGCCAAACCCACCAUUUUCAUAUCCUCUCCUUUCCCCCGCAGCCCUUCUUCUAAUCGUAGGAGAAGUAAAGCCAAGCCCAUUUCCGCUGUGGCCACAACCCCACCGGCACAAAAGGGUUGGAGCCCCGACAGCUGGAAAUCCAAGAAGGCCUUUCAGCUCCCCGAGUACCCCGAUAAACUGGAGCUUGAGUCCGUGUUGAAGACCCUUGAAUCGUUCCCUCCCAUUGUCUUUGCUGGCGAGUCUCGCCGCCUUGAAGAAAAGCUUGGACAGGCCGCACUUGGGAAUGCUUUCUUGUUGCAAGGCGGUGAUUGUGCGGAGAGCUUCAAAGAAUUCAAUGCCAAUAACAUUAGGGACACCUUCAGAGUCAUUUUACAGAUGGGUGUUGUCCUCAUGUUUGGUGGUCAAAUGCCCGUCAUUAAGGUUGGCAGGAUGGCAGGCCAAUUUGCCAAACCAAGAUCUGACCAAUUUGAAGAGCGGGAUGGAGUGAAGCUGCCUAGCUAUAGAGGGGACAAUGUGAAUGGGGAUGCUUUUGAUGAAAAAUCUAGGAUUCCAGAUCCUCACAGGCUGAUCAGAGCCUAUGCUCAAUCUGUUUCGACAUUGAACCUGCUAAGGGCAUUCGCUACUGGAGGAUAUGCUGCCAUGCAAAGGGUUUCCCAGUGGAAUCUUGACUUCACUGAGGAUAGUGAGCAGGGUGAUAGGUACCGGGAGUUGGCUCACCGAGUCGACGAGGCCCUUGGCUUCAUGAGUGCUGCUGGCCUUUCGGACAGUCAUCCCAUCAUGUCUACAACUGACUUCUGGACUUCACAUGAGUGCUUGCAUUUGCCUUAUGAGCAAGCGCUCACAAGGGAAGACUCAACUACUGGUCUUUAUUAUGACUGCUCUGCGCACAUGAUCUGGGUAGGUGAACGCACUAGGCAGUUGGAUGGUGCCCAUGUUGAAUUUCUGAGAGGACUUGCCAACCCUCUUGGCAUCAAGGUGAGUGACAAAAUGGAUCCAAAUGAGCUGGUUAAGCUCAUUGAUCUUCUGAAUCCGCAGAAUAAACCUGGCAGAAUCACAGUGAUAACCAGAAUGGGGGCAGAAAACAUGAGGGUGAAGUUGCCUCAUCUUAUCAGGGCAGUGCGCGGGGCAGGGCAGAUUGUCACUUGGGUUAGUGACCCGAUGCAUGGGAACACAAUUAAAGCUCCUUGUGGACUAAAAACCCGUUCUUUUGAUUCAAUCAGGGCUGAGUUGAGAGCUUUCUUUGAUGUGCAUGAUCAAGAAGGGAGCUAUCCUGGAGGUGUACACCUGGAAAUGACUGGACAGAAUGUGACAGAAUGCAUUGGAGGCUCUCAAACAGUUACCUACAAUGAUUUGAGCUCACGAUAUCACACACAUUGUGACCCACGUCUUAACGCUUCUCAAUCGCUUGAGCUCGCCUUUCUCAUAGCAGAGCGGCUGAGGAAAAGAAGGCACAGAACAAGCCCUCUAUUUUGA
Oldenlandia corymbosa var. corymbosa is the source of this 1554-nucleotide messenger RNA. The record is from the annotation of a GenBank genome assembly. Lineage: Eukaryota; Viridiplantae; Streptophyta; Magnoliopsida; Gentianales; Rubiaceae.